Molecule: messenger RNA, 4526 nt
Organism: Cottoperca gobio
Lineage: Eukaryota; Metazoa; Chordata; Actinopteri; Perciformes; Bovichtidae
Product: carbohydrate sulfotransferase 12-like
Exons: 5
Coding region: 365-1612 (415 amino acids)
Biological process (GO): carbohydrate biosynthetic process; proteoglycan biosynthetic process
Cellular component (GO): membrane
Molecular function (GO): sulfotransferase activity
Source: RefSeq, a predicted model, not a curated record
AAAAAAAGGACUCGCAUCACAGGCAGGCUCAGCAGCUGACGCGGCGUUGGGAGCUCGCGGACACAAAAAGAGGGCGCUGCAGGCAUGGAGCAGAGGUGAGAGUUGACCCAUGGAUGUCCAGUUACAGUCCUGCAGUGCAGCAGCAUGAUGAACCACCACAGACUCUGCUGUAGCUGCCAUCUAUCUAUCUAUCGCCAUGGUGAGAGAGAGCUCCUGGACCUUGACUCUGUUGCUAUGGUGACCCUGUAGCAAGAACCCUAUGACUCCAAUCUGUUGCCCCGGUGAUCACAUAAAAAGACCCAGGUAACUAUUUCAAUCUGCCGCCAUGCUGCAGAGACAAGUCGUGUAGCAAGCAACAUACACCAUGGGGACUUCCAGGAUGUUCCGCAUUUUUGUCUUCCUGGGCUCGGCCUUCAUGAUCCUCCUGAUCAUCAUUUACUGGGACGACGUCGGAGCCUCCCAUCUGUAUUUGCAUACUCCUGUGUCGCCGGGCCCCAAAAUCCCGCACCCCCCUCAUCAUCAGCAGUCUCACACUUCCCGAACCCCGUCCUUCCUGUCCGACAUUGAUGCCUUCGUUAACCAGUUCUUAGAGCCGGGAACUGGGGAGCCCACAGACCCCGCCCCCGCCGACACAAGUAACCAAUCAGAGAAAGCAGAGGAACGGUACGUACCGCGCCGAGAGUGGAAGAUUCACCUGACUCCAGUGGCAGCCGAGCUCCGUGAGAGACAGGAGCAGCGGCGGAGAUUGCUUCAGGAGAUGUGCGCUAAUGACAGCGUUGUGUUUCCUGGCAAAAACCGUUCGUUUGACGACAUUCCCAACAGGGAGCUGGAUCACCUCAUUGUGGACGACAGGCACGGUAUCAUCUACUGCUAUGUUCCCAAGGUAGCGUGCAGUAACUGGAAGCGCAUCAUGAUAGUUCUCAGUGAAAGCCUGCUGCGGGACGGUGUUCCCCAGAGAGACCCGCUGGCCAUCCCCAGGGACCUGGUCCACAACAGCAGCAUGCACUUUACCUUCAACAAGUUCUGGAAGCGUUACGGAAAGUUUGCAAAGCACCUCAUGAAGGUGAAGCUGAAGAAGUACACCAAGUUUAUUUUUGUGCGGGACCCCUUUGUGCGCCUCAUCUCCGCCUACCGGAAUAAAUUUCAGCUGCGCAAUGAAGACUUCUAUCGGCGCUUCGCACAGGUCAUGCUGCGCCGCUACGGCAACCAGCCGACACCUCCUGCCUCUGUGGACGAGGCGUUUGGCGUGGGCAUCCACCCCUCCUUCUCCAACUUCAUCCAGUACCUCCUGGACCCUCAGACAGAGAAGGAGAUGCCCUUUAACGAGCAUUGGCGGCAGGUGUAUCGCCUUUGCCACCCGUGCCAGAUUCAGUAUGACUUUGUGGGCCACCUGGAGACGGCGGAGGACGAUGCCGAGCACCUGCUACGGCAGCUCCGGGUGGACAAUGUGGUGGAGUUUCCCACCUCCCAUAGGAACCUCACAGCCAGCAGCUGGGAGGCUGAUUGGUUCAGCACAGUGCCCGUGGAGGCGCGGAGAGAACUCUACAAGCUGUAUGAACCUGACUUCAGGCUCUUUGGCUACGACAGACCAGACUCGAUCCUCAAUGAGUGAACGGACCCGGCCACGCACAGACAAUAUGCUUUUUAUGUAAUGAAAAAAUACUUUAACACCUCCUCGUGUUCUGGGCUUUGCAGAUGUGUCCUCUUGUGUGUCCUACACUGAAUGUGCACAUUAUUAAGGACGCUCACAAAGCACAGUACCGAGAUGAAGCCAGGUUAAUGACCAUUAUUGUUUUAUUUUCAAAUCACAAAGAUAACAAGAAGCACACAAGGGAUAUUCAUGCAGAUAUGAAUUGUGGGAAACAGGAUGUGCCCCUAACAUGUUGUACUUUCAGUGUAGUCUGAAACUCAGAUCUCCACGUCGAGCACUCCCAACGUUGAUGUCACGCCUCGCCUGUCAAUUGUGACUUCACACGUAGCAGGACGCUGAAGGAAGGUCACCGGUGUGGGCGGUUAGUUAAAACAAAGUGAUACUAGAUUAGUUUUCAUCUAAUUUAUUUCACAUUGUGUAAGUGCAAUGCUUAUGUCAAGCAUGAAAGGGAUUUUUAUGUAAGGGUUAAAAAUAAAAACCAAUGACGGCUCUCAACAUCAGAAACAGGUAGAAAUAUUUUGCACCUCACACACAGAUGAGGCCCUGACCAGACGGAGCGCUUUUUAGCAGCCUGGGGCGAAAGUGAAGCUUUUUGCUUUGCUGAGCACCUCGCGUUUUUACAGGAGCUCCCUGAACGCCUCAAGUUUGAAAGUCUAACUGAGAGCAGAAAAGCGUCAUUUGCAGUUUUUAUUCAAUUGUCCAAUCGAAUUGAGAGGCGGGUCUGCUGUGGUGGUGACAUCAUUAGCUAAGGCAACCUAUUUGUUAAAGUUAUACUUGUUAGCCAGUUAAUUAGCUAUCGAAGUCAGCUGUCAAUUCAAUUACUCUAUUGAAGACUAUUUGCAACAGCCUCUCACCCUCAAUCAGAAGCCUGCACAUUUUUUAGGCAGAUGUUUAUUCACUAGGUAAGUUAACUAGCUAUCAACUAGCUACUAGCUUACUAACCAUUUUAUUAAAAUGUAGGCUUUAAAAAAAGGCAGUGCUGUGCGCCUCACGUUUUGCUACCUGCACAAAUGUCUCAGUCUGACUGGACCCUAAGAGGACACUCAUGUUACUUUAACAACAAACCCUACUGCGUCUUCUCACCUGGCACAUUAUGUUUCCGAGUGGAGAAGUCCACUAGAUUAGGUUAAUAGAAACAUGUCACACAACUUGUUAGCAGCUUGCUUUAUUUGACCAGUUUCAAAGCAUGAUAUCAUCUUCUAGAGAAGCACAGCCGCUCCAGUGAAAGUGUCUCAGCUUGUCUUUGAGGCACAAAACUGGAGUUCCUACAUUAUUUCCACUUCAGCUCAGCUGGAUGUACACGGGUGAGCCUGUGUGUAUUCAAACGCACAGUUCUCCAAAGGGAAAGUUUUCUUUUAUCGCUUGUUGUGUUGCCAGGAUGCUGUCAUCAUCAGCAUUUUAUGCACCUGUGUUUUCAUGCACAGACUGCAGUUAUCAACACUGACCUACAUUUGGUAACCCUGGAGACAACAGCGUUGUUGCCCCCCACCCCCUAAAUAUUACGUUUCAAGGUCAGUAUUUUAAUGGGACGCAGUAUUUUGUAGCACAGAGCCGAGCACAUUACGUGAAGCCAACGAGCAGAGUUUUUCAGUGUGCAGAUGCAUCGCUCCACUAGAGGAGGAUAUACCGGUAUUAAUGUCAAUUAUAAAGUCAGGAUCAAUCACAUCAUGAUCCGAGCGUGGAUCGGCCUGCAUGUUUUAUAUGAGAAGAAAAUAAGAUAGUGCCUUUGGUUGCAAAAGUUUACACAGCAAAAAAAAGUAUUUUUGUAGAAGGAAUUCAUUUUUACUUUGAACAAAAUACAGUGAGAGCCGUAUGAAGCCACAAGGUACAUUUGUUAUGCUGGGCCUUGAAUCUUAGGAACAAUAGGAAACGGCAGAAAUGCUUAACUGUCUUUAUGGGAAUGUGUAUGAUUCAUGAUUGUGUGAGGACUCUUUACAGUGUGUCUGCGUCCAGUGAGUUGCUUUGUGUGUCGUUUAACACGCAGGAUUACUGUGUGGUUUGUACCGUAUGUGAUUAUUCUGCUCAUGUUCACGGUAGUGUUGUGUUGUCUUACUGCCUUUUGUUUUGUACAUGUGUGGGACAUUUUUGACUCCUUAAUGACUUAGUUCAGUCAUUUCUGGAUAAGUUGGAAUUAUUUAGCUUUAGUGGAUGGUUUUCCCUAAAGUCUGUCACCAUCACUUGGUGCGCUUUUACCAUGUAGGUGUAAACACACACAGGAAAAGCAGCUUUAUGCUAAGCAAAAAAGAACACACCAUGUCAUCACACACUCCGCCUCACCAGUGUUUGGAUUUUCAGAGUUUCAUCUCUUUUGUAUUUUCGUUAUGUUCUAUUGUUGUAUUUUCUGAUGUUACUGUCCUGGUGGUAACCAUGUCAGAAAUGUUGCUCUUGGCUGCAUUUUCUUUAAACCACCAUAAGAUGGAAUCAUUUUUUAUUUAUUGGCACUUAUGAGUACAUGCUGCUUUUAUAAUGGGGAAAUCAGUCAAUGGAUCUUUUUUAAGAUUAGAGUUUGACUGGCAGUAUGUAUUUUUUUAAUUUGCCCACAGUGACCUGAUGCUUCAACAGCAUCGAUGCUUUGAACAGCUUAAAGGUUUGUUGAAGCUGCAGUGUCAACGCUUGUCCUACAUUUCAACCUCAUGUCAAUUCCCAACAUUAAAUGAUUUCACAGAUGAAACAAACACAAAUCUAUUUUUGUGAUUCAUGUUUUUGUAAAACGUAUAAAUAUUUCAUAAAGUUACAAGAGACUUUGCAAUCUGACAAACGUGUUCCUUCUUUCAUCGAGAGGGGGAAAUGCAAAGCAUUCAGUUUCAUCAGUGUUAUGCUGUCAUGCAUCAUCUGGUCUUCAUACAAGAGAAAUAAAGGGGCAUGAUGGAACAUG